Elephantulus edwardii (Cape elephant shrew) is the source of this 318-nucleotide messenger RNA. It is a transcript of the gene SPMIP3, whose product is annotated as chromosome unknown open reading frame, human C1orf100. The record is from RefSeq and is a predicted model, not a curated record. The transcript has 4 exons. NCBI's taxonomy places the organism in Eukaryota, Metazoa, Chordata, Mammalia, Macroscelidea, Macroscelididae. The coding region runs from base 1 to 318 and encodes 105 amino acids.
AUGGCUGCCAUCAAGUUGCGAGAGUUCAUUGAUUGCCGCCCAAGCAUCCCAUCCAGUGUAUACAUUGCUCACCAAGGAAAAGACCUUCAAGGCUAUUAUACAGGGCAGUUGGCAAGAGUCCAUUUUGAUCAUGGUGUGAAGAGACCUCCCAGAUAUGCAAAGCCUGGAGCAUCGUGGUAUAAUGAAACCACAUAUCAAAGGGACUACACUCUGCCAUUUUACAAGAUUGAUUGGAACCAGAAAUUAGCCACAAUAUCAUCGAAUCCUAGGCCACUCUGCUGUUGUGAAGAAAAAUGUGACUUUGAAAGACACACUUAA